AUGCCGUUUCCAAAUGGUUCCAUUUAUGAUCACCGAGUGUCGUGGGUGCGGCACCGCGACAUCCACCUGCUGACGGUGGGGCGCUACACGUACACCAGCGACCAGCGCUUCCAGUCCAUCCACUCGCCGCAGACGGAGGACUGGAUGCUGCAGAUCCGCUACCCGCAGCACCGCGACUCGGGGCUGUACGAGUGCCAGGUCAGCACCACGCCCCCCAUCGGACACGCCAUGUACCUCUCCGUCGUGGUAGAGCCUGUGACCCUCAUAAUUGGCGAGCCCGACAUGUACAUCUACAAGGGCAGCACCAUCAACCUCACGUGCGUCGUCCAAACGACAGCCCGGAGCCCCCGCCGGCCAUCUACUGGGACGCACAACUCUGAGGUAGUUACAAGAGCAGCGCCAUCAACCUCACAGCCCGGAGCCCCCGCGGCCAUCUACUGGACGCACAACUCUGAGGAGAUCAACUACGACUCCCCGCGUGGCGGCGUGAGCGUCAUCACAGAGAAAGGGGACGUGACGACGUCCUAUCUGCUCAUCCAACGCGCCAACACGCCCGACUCGGGCAAGUACUCCUGCAAUCCUUCGAACGCCAACGUCAAGUCAGUUGUCGUUCAUGUUUUGAAUGGUGAACACCCUGCAGCUAUGCAGCACGGUGGCCAACUGCGACUGCAGAACCCAGCAGGAUUAUUUCUGUUUAGCGUGGUGGUAGUGCUGCUAGGGUCGUGAGUCUUUGUUUUUGCCACUGACCUUCACCACCUUCACCUGCCUGAUACUCUGUGGGAAGAAAUUUUUUUUGAGAAAGUGCGAGUGACUUUUAGAAAGCAGAGAUGUGGAAUUACUACGCGCAAUAGACACUCAUGGGACCUCGUUGGUAAUUUUUCAGCGUGUUCUCUUAUAUGGUGCAGUGUGUUUGGCUGUCAAUAAGAACAUUAUUUCGUUCUGUAAUAUAAAGUGUUUUUUCUUUUUGAAUCAGAAUUUUGAGAUGAUGAAUAUACGAGAUAUAAUUACUGUUGGAUA
Messenger RNA from Gryllus bimaculatus (two-spotted cricket), 1017 nucleotides. Lineage: Eukaryota; Metazoa; Arthropoda; Insecta; Orthoptera; Gryllidae. The record is from the annotation of a GenBank genome assembly.